Molecule: messenger RNA, 2805 nt
Organism: Candida dubliniensis CD36
Lineage: Eukaryota; Fungi; Ascomycota; Pichiomycetes; Serinales; Debaryomycetaceae
Exons: 3
Coding region: 1-2805 (934 amino acids)
Cellular component (GO): nuclear inner membrane
Molecular function (GO): chromatin binding
Source: RefSeq, a predicted model, not a curated record
AUGGAUCACCUCAAAGAAGAUUUCGAUCCAACUACAUUCACCGUAGCGCAAUUGAGAAAAGUAUUGAACUUACAUGCUAUUCAGUACGAUAGCUCUGCUCCAAAAUCAACUUUGAUUGAAAUCUUCAACAAGGAGAUUGCCCCUAAUUCUAAGAAGCUACUUUCAGAAUAUAAUGCAAAAGUUGAAAAUAUGAAUGAUGAUGGUUUUGUAAACGCCAGUGACGUUGAGAAACCUAGUGAGAAAUCAACAACUUCUGAAAAGGCAUCUACUUUGUUUGUCAGUGAUACUGAAUCAGAUGAUUCUAAUGAAAAAAUUAAUGUGUCUAAAUCCAGAAACAAAACCAAGAAGAUUUCUAAACCCAAAUCAAGAGCAAGUUCUGGAACUCGGAAUUCUACUUCUAGGUCAACUUCAAGAACAAAAAGCCCAGAAUCAGAGUCUGACACAGAAAGUAAAGAUGAUGAAGCAAAGCCUGCUUCUAGGUCGUCAUCAAGAUUAUCAUCUAGAAGCAAUCGAUCUAAGCCAUUGAAUAGUUUAUUCGAUCUUGAUGAUUCGGUACUUAAUAUUAGAAAAUCGUCUAAGAAUACCAAAGCAAAACUGAGAAAUACACUGAAACUGAAGACGAAAAAGACAAUCGAAUCCACGCCUGAAGUUACUGAAAGCAGUGAUAUCGAAAAGGAGAAAGUUGAGCAACAAGCCAAGAAGGAAACUGAGAAAGUUGAACAACCAGCUAAGAAGGAAAUUCACAAAGAGAGUACACCUGAAAACACCAAUUUCAGCAAGGAAAACGUUUUUCAAUCACCUCCUGGUUCGUCAACAAAAAAGAGAAAGCAUCAAGAUGCUGAAGAAGGCGACGAUAGCACUCUUGUUAAAAAGAUUAAGCCUUCUCAACGUACUGCAGAAGAAAAUAGAUCAUUGUUUGAAGACGACAAUGAUAGUGACGUUGAAUUCAUUGAAGAGUUUAUCCGUACCGAGACGAAAAAGAAAGCACCAGUUGCAAGAUCUGGUAGUACCCAAACUCGGGCUCCUUCAUCAUCAUCGAAAAAAGAACACAAAAAGAAGGAAACUUCGUUAAUUUCACCUGGAUCUGCUUCCAAAAUCAAGAAACCUAAAUCACUGUCUAAAAGAGUCACGCCAAAGAAAUCUGGGGACCGGUCAGUAUCGUCUCCAACGACCAAUGAAAAAUCCUUUAAAUCUAUUGAAGACGAAACCAAAGAUUUUGAUGCAGAAUUGAAGAAAAUCCAAAGCAAGAAAAAUCAAUCACAAGCCAGUCCUGAUUUGGCAAAACUGUUGGGUAUUACAAUCCAAGGUUUUGAGCCUCCUGUUGUUACACCAUCUAAGGCUAAAGACUUAACACCUGCUAAAGAUGAAUCAACACCAGUUACUAAUAUUGAAAAACAACUGAUUGGAAAUAACCGUACAUCAAGAAAAGAGACCCCCAAGAAUUUGAACAGAUCAAAUGAAAAAACAAAGAAAACUUAUACCAAAAUACAAACAGCAAGAAAACGUUCUUCCAAUACUCUGACUCCGUCUGCUAAAAUCAAAUCAACAAAAAAGUUAUCUCCAUUAGUUACUAAAUCUGCAUUGACACCGAAGCCAAGAUUGAUUUCAUUGGGAUCACAAAAAUAUGAGACAGAUGAUGAGUCAGACGAAGAAGAUAUUUCUGAACUCACAAAGCCAGUGAGUCCUACCAAGAAUGAUUCAGCUAACGCCUCGACCAAACAUUUUGCAUUGCCAUUUUCAAUAAGAAGAUUGUUGUUAUCAAUGUUCUUGUGGGUGCUAAUCUGUAGUGGUGGUCUUUUUGGAUUAUGGUACUAUGAACAAAAAUAUGCUGUCGGAUACUGUGGACAAGAAAUUGAUCUGCCAACAUUUGCCAAUUCUGAUAAUGAAUACUUGAACAAACUUGGACAAGUUUUAGAUACUAAUUUUAAACCAGAAUGUAUAAAUUGUCCUUUACAUGCUAGAUGUUAUACCAAUUUGGAGAUUGGAUGUUUCGAAGAUUUUAUGGAGUAUAAGCCAUGGUAUGAUUUCAUUGUACCGGGACAUAAAAAGUGUAUUCCAGACACCAAAAAGGCCGAGAAAUUAGAAAUUAUGAUUGAUGUUGCGUUGGAUUUGUUAAGAAGCAAAAAUGCAGCAAUUCAAUGUGGACAGAACCCCAAUGAUGAAGAAAGUGGAAUUAAAUUAAAUGAUUUGCAUGAUUUGCUAUUGUCAAUGAAAGCACCUUAUAUUACUAUUGAUGAAUUUGAAGAAUUAUGGGAUCGAUCUGUUAUUGAAUUAGAAAAGGAACCAGAUAUUAUAAAGAGACAUUCAAAUGUUGCAACCAAUGAAUUUACAUUUGACUUUGACAACGCUGAAACGGAAAGCAAAGACGAAUACAAAAUUCUUCGAUCAACGUCAUUAUCUAACAUUAGUUUAAAAUGUCAGAUCCGCAAUAGUAUUAUGGGAAGUGUCACAGAACACAAAUACAAAUUAUUGGGUGUUGCAUUAAUUAUUAUAAUUACUAAAAUCAUUCAAUAUAAAUAUAAACAAUAUCAAUUAUAUCUGGUGAAAAUUGAUAUUCUUUAUGAGGAAGUUUUGAAAAAAUUGAAAAUGCAGUCCAAUAUGUCUAAAGAAAAUUCUGAAAUAAAUUCCUAUAUUGGGGCUAGCCAAUUACGAGAUUUGAUCUUGAGUAAUGAAGAUAAUUUGCAUCAACGUAUCACCAUGUGGAAAGAUGUGAGUGUGAAAGUUGAACAUAAUUCUAAUAUUAGUAGCCAAAUUGUAGAAAAUAAUGGUGAAAUCAUGAAAGUUUGGGAAUAUAUAGGUAUAUAA